CUCUCAGCCUGCUCCAGGGCCCUGAGCUGUUCUGUCUCCACCUCGCAUGGGCUGGGCACUCCUCAGCUCGCUCACUCAGCUGGCACACCUCUGCCAGGCACAGGAUGCAUGCGCCGGGCACCAGAGCGAAGAUGUCCAGCAUCUUUGCCUAUCAGAGCUCCGAGGUGGAUUGGUGCGAGAGCAAUUUCCAGCACUCAGAGCUGGUGGCCGAGUUCUUCAACACGUUCAGCAAUGUGUUCUUCCUUAUCUUUGGACCCCUCAUCAUGUUCCUCAUGCAUCCGUAUGCCCAGAAGCGCACCCGGGCCAUCUAUGGAGUCUCGGCCCUCUUCAUGGUCGUAGGUCUGUUCUCCAUGUAUUUCCACAUGACCCUGAGCUUCCUGGGACAGAUGCUGGACGAGAUCUCCAUCCUGUGGUUACUGGCCAGCGGGUACAGCGUGUGGAUGCCCCGUUGCUACUUUCCCAAGUUCACCAAGGGGAACAGGUUCUACUUCAGCUGCCUGGUAGUUUUGACCACUAUGAUCAGCACCUCCCUGACGUUCGUGAAGCCCACAGUCAAUGCGUACGCACUCAACAGCAUCGCCAUACACAUUCUCUACAUAGUGCGCAAAGAGUACAAGAAGACCAGCAAUGGGGACCUUCGGCAUAUGAUUGAGAUGUCUGUGAUCUUGUGGGCCAUGUCGCUGACUAGCUGGAUCAGUGACCGUAUACUCUGCAGUUUCUGGCAGCGGAUUCACUUCUUCUACCUGCACAGCAUUUGGCACGUCCUCAUAAGUAUCACAUUCCCUUACGGUAUCGUGACCAUGGCCCUGGUGGAUGCCAAAUAUGAGAUGCCAGAUCAAACCCUCAAAAUCCACUACUGGCCCCGAGAUAGUUGGCCUAUCGGGCUACCCUACGUGGAGAUCCAGGACAAUGACAAGAGCUGCUGAGCCCUGCUGGGGUCUCUGCUCUCUGACCAGCCACCCGGUCUCCUGUGUUCCCGGUCUCCUGUGUUCCGAGGGAGGAGGACAGGACAGGACUUCAGCUGGGACACUUGCUGGCCCCUCACCCACGCUCCUCACUCUGUUGGCACAAGAUGGGCUUUCUUGUGGCUCUGGGUACAAGUGUGGUGACUGAGGGGCAGGGGCUGCCUGGUGUGUGGACUGGCUGGCCUGGCUCCUCCUUCUGCCUGUGGGACCGCAGCUUCUCCACGGCCGUGGCUGUGGUGGUGGGUGGCUGGGUGGAAGGGUAGGUGGCGACGCAGCACCGGCUGAAAGCAUGCUUGCUCUCUGGCCUCUUGCGCAUCUUCGACUGCUUAUGAGUGUUACAGACUCACCUAGGGUCGUCACUGUGUUCUGGGAAAGUGGGGCUACCCUAGAGAACAUUCUCGGCUCCACUCCAUACUGACAGGUACAUGUGUAGAUCUCUUAGAACCACCACAGAAACUCAGGGCAUGGAGGCGAACAUGAGAACCAUGAGUGACGACGUAGAUGGCCAACCUGGGUGAAAUCAUGGAGCAGGGUGUAUCAGGCGGAAGCAUUUCAGAGUGGCCAUGCUAGGCACUUAGAGGGAAGGCUAGCAGGAAAAGGAGGUUUCCAUGAUGGCUAAGGGCACAGAGUUAGAGGCAUGCCCAACUUUGACUUUCUGCUCCACAGAUUUCAAUUUGGAUAGUCGUGAGGGUGUGAUGUUUCCUAGUGCUGAUGUUCAAACACUGUAAAUAAAAUUUCAUUCCC
Messenger RNA from Meriones unguiculatus (Mongolian gerbil), 1709 nucleotides. RefSeq names its product alkaline ceramidase 1 (gene Acer1). Gene Ontology annotation, biological process: ceramide metabolic process. The transcript is spliced from 6 exons. Gene Ontology annotation, cellular component: membrane. NCBI's taxonomy places the organism in Eukaryota, Metazoa, Chordata, Mammalia, Rodentia, Muridae. The record is from RefSeq and is a predicted model, not a curated record. Gene Ontology annotation, molecular function: hydrolase activity, acting on carbon-nitrogen (but not peptide) bonds, in linear amides. Bases 105 to 926 code for a protein of 273 amino acids.